CGUAGUGGGCUGUUACAUUCGUGAAUCCAGUGCAGUUAGCCUAGUGGCUAUACCCAGCCGAACCCUAACACAACUUGUAACGUAACUAACCUACAAUUGCUUGCUUGCAACGUGUAGCUAGCUAGAUUGCUAACUAUAUUUUAGUUGACUAGCUAAUUCCAGCCUCGAUGCGACCCUGUUUAGCGUGAAAGUUAAGUACAUUUUCCCGAGAUGAGCUGCAGUUGAGUGAAAUCUCAUUUAUUCAUAAUUAAUUUAACCGCCUUGCAUGUUAGCUACGAUUGUUUGUCCGUGCGUUGCAGUAGCUGUUUAGCUGGUUAGGUGGGUACUUACACGAUUUUGCAUGCAAGAAACUAUAUAAUUAGUCGCGCUAGUAUAAGUGCUUUCCCGUGUAUCACAUUGUACGGAAAGGCAUUUUAACCAGUAAAGAAAUACAAAUACAUGACUUGUGUUUUCUAAAUAUUAAAAAUCUCUUUUCCUGAAUACAAGUUUGUAAUUAUACUCAAGGUCAGCUAUAUAUGCCUGGGAUUAGAUGGCUUUUCAGUCCCACAGUUUGAUAUCUAAUUGGAGUCUAUUCAGACAGUCAGAGAUGAACCUCUGUUAGUCCUGCAAUCACAGCCAUUUCUGCACGUUCUCGCACCUGCGGGGAGUCACUCAUCUAAGGUCAGUGCUUCUGUGAAUUCAGCAAGUUGCCCUGUGGGAAGUCUGAUGUCAGAGGCUUUUGUCACAUUGCUUUCUUGUCUGAUGAGGUCACAGUCAGUCUUUUCCAGUGAGAUUCCAGUCACAAUGCUCAUGGAUUAUAAUCACAUUUAGAGUCAGUGACCCCCUGCUUUCUGUUAUUUUAACGCCCUUUUCUGCUCAUUUUAGCUUGUAGCAGCGUUUUAGUUUUAUUCACGCGUCCCAUGUCUAAGCUGAUCGCAGGCAGGACCUCCGGUGUGGGGAAGACCACUCUGGUGCGGAAAGCAUGUGAGGCACUGACCGGGUCUGGUGAGACCCUGGACGGGUUUUACACGGAGGAGGUACGGGAAGGUGGGAGGAGAGUCGGGUUCGAUGUGGUGACCCUGUCAGGGAAAAGGGGCCAUCUGUCAAGAGUCGGGGAAUCCUCGGGUCAUUCUUCUGGGAGGCGGGAGUACAGGGUGGGCCAGUAUGUCGUCGAUCUGCUAUCGUUUGAAAACCUGGCACUCCCUCUGUUCAGAAAUGUGGGCGUGGCAGUGGGCAGGGGAAAGAGGCCUGUGUUUGUGAUCGAUGAGAUUGGGAAGAUGGAGCUCUUCAGCCAGUCAUUUGUGCGAGCAGUGAGGCAGGCUCUGGAUGGCAACGGCUGCUCCAUUCUGGGGACCAUCCCCAUCCCAAAGGGCAAGCCUUUGGGACUUGUUGAGGAGGUUCGCAGUAGGAGAGAUGUGAAGGUGUUCACCGUUACCAAGGACAACAGAGACGUUAUUCUGCAGGACGUCGUUGCUGCAGUGCAAGAGUGCGUAAAAUAAGCACCUUAGCACAGGAGGAAUGAGCUUGGCGUGUGUGAACGCACGGCCAGAUAAUACCCCCUGUUUAAUGCCCCAGUGCCUCCUGUUUAACUCGCCCCUCCUGGUUAGCAGCAGGAGGAGCGUCGCUGCCACAGUGGAGGAGCGGGGUUAACGUGCCGGCUUUGUGAUGUCAGUCACGAGUUUGUAAUCUGCGCUUUCGCCGAGGGCCAGCCCCUGGAACAUUUAGGCUAAUUUGAGACUGCGCAGGGGGCUGCGUCUGGCGCAGCUCCACUGAGGAGCGCGGGGCGGGAGGUCAGCGCAGUGUUCCGUGCACAGAUUAGGACUCCGGGCUCAUGCGGUGUGAAAAGAAUCCGUGUUUAAAAGCCGCUAACAAUGCCGACAGGCCCUUGGCGGCUUGUCUUAUUGCACAAAUUAUUGUAAAUAAAUCUGCUUUGGGAACAUAAAUGACAGGUUAUAUUUUGCAGGGACACAUUAGUCGGUGAUGUGUUUUUCUGUGGUUUUUUUUUUUUUUUCCCCUGUCCUGAAAUAUUGCAACUACAGGUUUAUUCAGACUAUACUGUGGCAUAUAGCAGUGGUUGAAAAUAAAAUGUUGAAUCUGUUAA
Molecule: messenger RNA, 2080 nt
Organism: Anguilla anguilla (European eel)
Lineage: Eukaryota; Metazoa; Chordata; Actinopteri; Anguilliformes; Anguillidae
Gene: ntpcr
Product: nucleoside-triphosphatase, cancer-related
Exons: 6
Coding region: 900-1478 (192 amino acids)
Molecular function (GO): ATP hydrolysis activity
Source: RefSeq, a predicted model, not a curated record